GAGAUUCCUACCGUGGUGUAUUGAGUUUCAACAAAAUGAAGUACCUCUCGAUUCUUGCGCUCUGCAUCAGCUGCGGGCUGAUCAACGCCGGUACCUACACCGACCGUUUCAUGCAGCAGUACAACAAAAUGAAAGAUGCCAAAAACGGCUACUUUUCUAAAGAAGGCAUCCCUUACCACGCUGUGGAAACAUUGAUCGUUGAAGCUCCAGAUCAUGGUCACGAAACCACGUCCGAAGCUUACAGUUACUGGCUAUGGUUGGAAGCUAUGUAUGGUCGUAUCAACAAAGACUUCUCCAAAUUCAAUGAGGCAUGGCAGAAUAUGGAAAGGUGGAUAAUCCCAUCCCACACCGACCAAAGCACCAACAACUUCUACAACCCUGGAGCUCCAGCUACUCCCUCUGCUGAACUGGACGACCCCAGUCAGUAUCCUUCUAAGAUGGACUUCGGUGCCCCUGUUGGUCAAGAUCCUAUUUACCAAGAAUUAGUGAAUGCUUACGGAACCAGCGACAUGUACGGUAUGCAUUGGAUAUUGGAUGUAGACAAUGUAUAUGGAUUUGGUAACACACCUGGUGGCGGUUGCGAACUUGGACCGAAAACAAACGAACCAUCAUUCUUUAACACAUACCAAAGAGGACCUAUGGAAUCCGUCUGGAGAACCAUUCCCCAAACAACUUGUGACAACUUCAAAUAUGGUGGUACUCAUGGAUUUUUGGACCUUUUCGUAGGUGACAACAGCUACUCUCAACAAUGGAAAUUCACCAACGCUCCCGAUGCCGACGCCAGAGCAGUCCAAGCAGCAUUUUGGGCUUACCAAUGGGCAAACGAGACUGGACAAGAAUCAGAUGUCGAAGCAACUGUCGAGAAAGCAGCUAAACUUGGUGAUUACCUGAGAUACGCAUUGUUUGACAAAUAUUUCAAACAAGUAGGUAACUGUGUUGGAAUUUGGAAUUGCCCUGGAGGACAAGGUAAAGGCAGCGCUCACUAUCUUCUUUCCUGGUACUACGCUUGGGGAGGUUCCCUCUACGCCAACUGGGCUUGGCGUAUCGGAGAUGGCUCUGCUCACUUCGGCUACCAAAACCCCCUUGCUGCCUACGCUUUAUCGCAUGUAGACGCUCUGAAACCAAAAUCUGCAACUGGUGCAAGUGACUGGGCUAUCUCGCUAGAUAGACAAAUCGAAUUCUACGGUUGGCUUCAAUCUGUACAAGGACCUUUCGGCGGUGGCGCCACUAACAGCUGGAAUGGCAGGUACGAUACACCUCCGCCAGAACUUACCAGCAACACUUUCCACGGCAUGUUCUACGACUGGGAACCCGUUUACCACGACCCACCAUCUAACAGAUGGUACGGUAUGCAAUCGUGGUCAACUGACCGUCUCGCCCAAUACUACUACGUCUCCGGCGAUGAAAAAGCUAAAGCUCUUUUGGACAAAUGGGUGAAAUGGAUCGUCUCUGAAAUCAAAUUCGAAGGUGAUGGUUACACGCAUCCCGAAUGGAUCCAAUGGUCCGGAAACCCUCCCAACGUUAACGCUAAUGUCACUAAACACGGCAGCGAUGUCGGUACUGCAUCCGCAACGGCUAGAGCUCUUACUUACUACGCCGCGAAAACCGGUGACCAAAAUGUCAAGAACGUUGCUAAAGAAUUAUUGGACAGAAUUUGGAACAAAUACCAAACAGACAAAGGAGUUUCCGCUCCCGAAGUUAUGGACACUUACAACCAAUUCAACCACGAAGUUUACGUACCGCCAGGUUGGAUGGGAAGCUACCCCAACGGCGACAUUAUCGAAAACGGUGUUACCUUCGUAGGAUUGAGAUCUUGGUACAAAAACGACCCAGACUGGCCCAAAGUACAGGCUUACUUGGAUGGCGGUCCGGCGCCCACCUUCACUUACCACAGAUUCUGGCAACAAUCCGACGUCGCUAUCGCUCAAGGUACCUACGGUCUUCUCUUCAAUGAAUAAAUAGAUUUCUAGACUAUUUUUGUAUUUAUUCCGUAUAUUAAAUUUUUAUCAAUUUA
This is a messenger RNA of Phyllotreta striolata, 2014 nucleotides long. The record is from the annotation of a GenBank genome assembly. Lineage: Eukaryota; Metazoa; Arthropoda; Insecta; Coleoptera; Chrysomelidae.